Molecule: messenger RNA, 2301 nt
Organism: Symbiodinium sp. CCMP2592
Lineage: Eukaryota; Dinophyceae; Suessiales; Symbiodiniaceae
Source: the annotation of a GenBank genome assembly
AUGGCUGGUGCGGAGGGAGGGAUGGAUCUGGAAAGCGAGGAGCUGCUGUCCAGCGUAGGCCCGACCCCGAAGCCACGAUCAGCCCUGCGACGUGGAAUCGCCGGCACGGCUGCAGCGCUGACGCUGCUCGCCGUGGCCUCCUGGCGCUUUUCUCCCCGGGUCGAAAAGAGAAGCAGCGGACUUGGAGGCCUGCUCCAAGAGUUCCAGCUGCUGGAUGCUUGGCAGAUGCUGUCAGGUGGCAACCCCGUCAAGUACAUCUGUCCGAUGACGGUGUUCCAGCGUAUGGCAGCAGUCGCACUCGUAGGGCAGGCCGCAGAGGGUGACUGCUGUACAACCUACGACUCGGUACCCAUGAACCUUGGAAGCAAGACCAAAGUUGAGUAUACUUUCGGCUACAAGACGAAGUUCUUUGACUCGGUGAGCUUUGACUUGGCUCGUGUGGUGUUGCUGCGUGCUGGCAUGCCGGCGAGCAUGCUCAACCUGCUGUCUUCCUUCUACGUUGGGCAGCGGUUGUCCGGCUUCUCCUGUCAUUGCUGCGACUUCUGGCAGCAGUUUGUUGCCACGCCUCGUGUCCGCACCUUGGCCUACCAAGAUGAUCGGACGAUGCUCUUGGCGCCUUCGUCCGAGCCGCUCUGCACUGAUCCUUUGCUCCAGGCUUCUGCCAAAAGCCGUGUCUUCGACGACGGUUUUGGGUUCACCUGUGACACAUCCAAGAGCAUGGUUGUGGGUUACAGGGACUGUGAGAGUCUUGCCUCUGCUCUGGGCUUCCCGAGGUCUGAGACUCUGGCUCUUCUUGGUGUUGACCACCCGCUUGACGCGUCUCUGCCCAAGACCUUGUCGCGCCUGUGCGUCGCUAAGCUCAAGGCUCGGAUGCGCUACAUCCCUGCCUUUGCUGCGCACACCUCGCGUGUGUGCUUGCUCCUGCGUGCCUUGUGCUUUUCCCAGAAUCUCACUCACGAGAGCCCGGCGGUUCUCUACCACGAGGUCUGCGGUUGGCUGACGCACGUGCAGUUCUGCUGUGAUUGGGCCACCUUGUCCGCUGGUCUGCGCAUGCACGCCUCCAGGAGUGCGUGGUUGGAUUUGCUACCCUUGCCUGAGGCUCUGACCCCUUGGUACAGAGUCCUUCCCACGGUUCUGCCUCUCCUGCGUCGGCUCCAGUGGUCGGUCUCGGCGCGCGGCAACGCUUUGUCUUGGACUGACAACUGUGGCAAGUUGCGUACUUUUAGGCUGGGUUUUGACGGACCUGAGAUCCUUAAGGAAUGGCUUCUCCUGCCCUUGCGUCGGGCCUCCCUUGCGCGCUGUGGCCGCACUUCGCGUUCCCUGCACAGGUCAGCUCCGGGCUUGGCGACUGGUCUGGCUCUUCCUGGCCCUCCGCCUGGGUCCUUCCUUCGUGCCGAAGGUCACUGCUCAGUUCGGGCUUCUGCUGAGACACCGGCUCUUCGUCGUGCUUGUCUCGCCAGUGGCGGUUCCUUUUGGCACCUAGAGCCUCGCUACCCUAGGCCCCAACAGCUUUGCCUCUGUGGCCUCCGCACUCCGUCGAGGGCUCACUUGACUUGGUGCUGCCCCCAGACUUCGGACUUGAGACGCGAGAUUGUGGCACCGCAGCACCGUGCCGCUGAGCGCUUGUUCGCGUUUCCUGGCGAGGAGGUGCCUCCUCCCCCGCCCUGCUUUGACUCUCUCGAGCACGUCCAGGAACUUGCUGAGAAGCUUUCUUUUGAGGAUGAAACCCUGGUGAUUGCCACAGACGGCUCCAACCACGGCGGCACGCAUGGGCUCGGCGCAUGCAGUGUUGUCUUUCCGUUGUUGCAGAAGCGCUUCGCGUUGUCUCUGCCAGGGGAGGACCAAUGCUCGUACAAGGCGGAGUUGCAUGCAUUGUGGGCCGCCUUGAGCCUUGCUCUCAGCGCGCGGCGGCCUGCAUUGCGGCACAUUCAUCUGGUGUGCGACUGCGAGUCGGCCAUCAACGCUGUCCUGAGUGAUGGUUUUGAUCUUGCUUUGCAGGGUUUGGUUUGCAGCAUACGUGCUUUGCGUGCGCAGCUCUUAAAUCAUGGUGUGGCGACUUCCCUGCACUGGGUGUCGAGUCACCGGAAGCGCCCUGUGAGAUGGAUUCGCUGGACAGGCGAGGACCCCACGGUCCAGCAAACCUGGAACGAGAUGGCGGAUGACUGUGCGGCCAACGCAUGCGCCCGCUUGCGCAGGACUGCUUUGCGUGCCUCUUGGCUUACACGUCGUGCUGCAGCCAAGGCUUGGGAGAUGGGUGCCAUUCGUGCGGCUGCUGAGGCAGCUGAGCGGUUGGCCAUGUAG